AUGCUUAUACUUAUAGUAAUCUAUUCGAACUUGGCACUCAAUUAUCCGAUAGCGACGUAUUUGGGUUUUUUCAUUCUCAUUCUCAUUCUCAAACCAAUAUCAAUUUCUGAAGAAUUCUUUUCUCAACUUCCUUCUUCAUCUGUUCGUCUUCUUCAAACGGUUUUCAAUAUGUAUUUUCAACAUGGUGAUAUUUCCAAAGUGAAAUUUCUUUUUGAAAAGAUUAAACGAGAUGUUAUCAAUUAUGCUUCAUUAAUGAAACUAUACAAUGAUCAAAGUCAACCAGAGAAGACUUUAAAAUUAUUUCAAAGAAUGAAAAAUGAAAAAAUUGAAAGAGAUUCAGUUGUUUUCGUAUUAGUAAUUAAUGCUUGUGUAGAUAUUCGGUUUUCGUCGUUAUCUCGAUCGAUUGUGAAACAAAUUCCACAAUAUUUGCUUGAUGAUCAUUGGUUGCAAAGAUCACUCAUAUACAUGUGGGUUCAGUGGAGGAAGCCACAACGAGUUUUCAGUCGAAUUGCUCAACCGAGUAAUGUGGCUUUUUCAGCAAUGAGUAGUAUUUCAAUUGUCAAUGCUUAUGAUUGGAAUCGAAGAGGCAAAGAAGCAAUUGAAUUAUUGAGUCAAGUUUCAAUGAAAACGAUAAAUGAUCAGAUUCAUGUUUGUGUAUUAAAUGCAUGUUCACAUUUGGGUUUGAUCAAAGAAAGUGAAGAAAUCUUCUAUGGAAUUCCUUAUGACAAACGAACGGAAAAGAUCUAUGCUGCUAUGGUUAGUAUGAGAACGACAAUUUUAUCGAGCGUCUGGAAUAAAAAAGACGCUAUGUUAGCUCAAAGAAUAUUCGAUCGUAUUCCCCUAGUAUUAUCUGAUCAAAAUAUUUGUCAUCAACUAGAUCAGUUAAAAAGUGAACUAAUUCAACAUGACUAUCAAGUUGACGAAUCUUGGGUAUCAAGAUCACUGGCUGAUGGUGAGACAAACGAAUAUGUUCGAUGGGAGCAUUCGGAGGAACUUACUAUUGCUUUUCGAUUGAUUCAAAAACCAAAACCGUCUUUCAUUGAAAUAGUAAAAAAUCUUUGUAUAUGUCAAGAUUGCCAUGAAGCAAUUAAACUAAUAACUAAAAUUCAUUAA
Messenger RNA from Adineta ricciae, 1113 nucleotides. NCBI's taxonomy places the organism in Eukaryota, Metazoa, Rotifera, Eurotatoria, Adinetida, Adinetidae. The record is from the annotation of a GenBank genome assembly.